AUGACAAGAGAACCAUACCAUGUAAAAGAAUUUAAGUAUGAUGAGUUCCUUGACCUGAAGCACCUUGCAGGUGAGAUUAUGAAAAAUAGAACGAAAGAUGAGAAAGGAAAACAAGUUCAAUGGUUGAAGAUAAAGCGGAUAAAAUAUGUUAAAGGGGAGGACAGAAAAAUUUAUUUCAACUAUGACAUGAGCGACGAAUUUAACGUAAUGGAUAUUGGAGACAAUCCAUCAACUUUCCAAUUAGAUGGCGCGCAGAAUCACAACUAUUCAACAAGGAAGAAGAAACGACUUACUGAAAAUGAUUUACCUGUAAGUUAUCGAUUUCCAGAUCAAUUAAACUGCCUUUAUAAAGAGCCACUUAAAAUAAGCGCGGCCAAGAAAAAAGAUCUUUUAAAUCUAUGUAGGAAAGGCAUCAUACCAGAGGAAGUUCACGGUUGGUUUAAAAAUUUAAAUGUUGACAGUCAAGCUAUUGAUAAAUUGCCAGAACCAGCAGUAGAUGAAACUGUAAGUGGAGAAGAAGAGUGA
This is a messenger RNA of Parnassius apollo (apollo), 525 nucleotides long. The record is from the annotation of a GenBank genome assembly. NCBI's taxonomy places the organism in Eukaryota, Metazoa, Arthropoda, Insecta, Lepidoptera, Papilionidae.